AGUGUUGGAUGUUUCCUGCUGGGCGUCACACUGGCAACCGAAACUAAUAAGCAUCAGCCGCAGAAACAUUACGUUGCGCAUCCGCAAUUACUGCGAAACAAGCGGGGACUGCUGUCCGCACUGUUCGGUACGGGCGAGCAGCAGACCACGCCACUACCGGCGGAAGUGCUGCCCGUGUACGGCGACCCAGCGCAGCCCCCGCUGCACAUGCUGUAUGGCCACUCAACCGGACUGCAGCAGGGACCUUAUCCGCCGUAUCCGGUGAUGUUCCUGCCAGGGCCACCAGCUGCCGGUGAGCAAAGCCCGUACCUUCCGCUGCUGGCAUACGGCGGGGUUGCUGGUGACAACAAUCAUCUACCGACGGUUAUCGGUUGGCCCGAACCAACACCCUUUGCACCGCUUGCACCCGCCGCAACGGAGGUAACGAUUGGCUCGACCGGACAACCGACCACCGCCCGGACAGCGGCAGUAAGCAAUUCGAAACCGCCAAACACACCACCGCAGGUCGAGCAGAGUGCGGCAAAGUCGGCUUAUUUGCUGAAACUGAACCUAACACCGGCGGAGGAGAGUGAAUUGAAGCGAUUAGCCAAACUGCUCGGUGUUACCGAUUUCGAACACCUGCCACCGUUCGAAGAUGUCAAGGCACUGCUGGGCACAUCGACGUCCGGCGAAACAAUCAAAGCGAUCAAAGAGUAUGCCGCGACUCCGGACGGGUUGGAACUCAUCAAAGAUUAUGUGAUGAGCUAUCAGCCAGCCAAGCGCAUUAGUCUCGGCAAGGAACCGUACGUGGGCAACGAGGUCGCACCGGUUGAAGCUUCCACCGCGACGGAAACAGCGGCCUCGUCCCUGAGCAGCGGGUUUUUCGCUCACCUGCGUCGACUGAAAUCGUUGCUUACGUUCGGCUACUUUGAUGCAAACGGUGACGAAACGCCCGCAGAAUCGGCGCUGGAAGUCGCCACACCUGAGGUGGCCAGUGAGGCACCGUUCACACCGAACGAGUACCCCGGUUUUGAGAUUCGUGAUGUACGCGGUUCGGCUUCGCCGCUACCUGUGGCGCAUUAUCUUAUACCGGUGCGAACACUCCCGCGUCAUUCGUCACCCGGCGAGUUGAAGUAUGCAUCCGCGUUACCAUUCCCGUACGCCGUCCACUAUCCUGCGGUCGUGCCACAGCUCCACGACUCGAAUCCAUUCACCGUGCUUAAGGAACCGGCUAGCUUACCGUCGGUGCCCGACGUCUCGCAUCUGGUUGCAAGCGACCCGUCCAUCGCGAACGAACCAUCCCCGUCGGAUGUGAUACUUCCCAAGCGUAUCGCACCGCCAACGCUGGCUACCGGCGAGGUGCAUUCCUUUGAACGCGCGGACAUUGAACAACCGGUACGCACCACAACACCCGCCGGGCAGCAGCAUGAAUUGACCGUCAGCACUGUUACCAGCACGGUUGUAGACCACGAAGAGGCAUUGGCCGAUAUUGCCGAGCUCGCAAACGACACGACCAAUUUCGUGCUGAACGUACUGGAUACCGAGCAGACCGCGUAG
Molecule: messenger RNA, 1536 nt
Organism: Anopheles marshallii
Lineage: Eukaryota; Metazoa; Arthropoda; Insecta; Diptera; Culicidae
Exons: 1
Coding region: 208-1536 (442 amino acids)
Source: RefSeq, a predicted model, not a curated record